AUGACGUCCUUCACAGUAGCAGUCGCUGGCGGCACCGGCGGCAUUGGUCGCAACAUCGUCAACGGCCUUGUGCAGCAGGGGAAGCACGAGAUCUUGAUACUCAGUAGGAAAUCAUCCACGUUGGAAAUAGGAUCUACUUCCAUCCGCACCAUCGCAACAGACUACAGCAACAUCGACGGCAUGAAAACCAUCCUCAAAGCCAACAACAUCACCAUCAUAAUAUCCGCCCUCAUCCUCGCCUCCCCCGAAGGCAGCCAAGCCCAACUCAACCUCAUCUCCGCCGCCGCUCAAUCCGGCAUCGUCAAAAAGUUUCUCCCCAGCGAAUACGGCAUCCACUACACCGAAGAAAUCGUCUCCUUCCACCCCGCCGCACGCUACUGGCUCGAUGCCGCGGACGCCCUGCGCAAGUCAAACAUGCAGUUCACCCGCGUGAUAUUCGGCUGGACGCUGGACCACUACGGCCUGCCUCGGGUGCACAGCUACAUGAAGCCAUUCAAGUACGUACUUGAUUUCGAUAAUCGCAAGGCUGCGAUCCCGGGGGAUGGAGAACAGCCGGUGAGUUUCCUGCAUACGGCGGAUCUGGCGAGGUAUAUUGGGGCGCUGUUGGAGGAGGACGAUUGGCCUGAGCUUAGUGCUUUUGUGGCGGAUACGCUUUCUUGGAAGGAGUUUGUUGGGAUUGCGGAGAAGGUGACUGGCGCUAAGUGGGAGGUUAAGUACGACUCUGUUACUACGCUGGAGAAGGGCGAGGCGACGAUUCUGCCCCAGCUGGAGGGCGCGCCUACGGAGGCGGAUUAUCCUGGGAUGCGCGCGAUGAUUAGUGAGUUCGGCUUGAUGGCUGUGAGGGGCGUGUUGGAUGUCAGUCGUCUCGGGGUCAGGAAUGAAGAGUUUCCGCAGAUCAAGCCGAUGGGUGUAGAGGAGGUUGUGGAGAAGGCUUGGGGGAAGGGGCCUGGUGCUUAG
Molecule: messenger RNA, 957 nt
Organism: Didymosphaeria variabile
Lineage: Eukaryota; Fungi; Ascomycota; Dothideomycetes; Pleosporales; Didymosphaeriaceae
Exons: 3
Coding region: 1-957 (318 amino acids)
Source: RefSeq, a predicted model, not a curated record